AUGAUCCAAGAAAAGAUGAAGGAAUCUCAGAGUAGGCAGAAGAAUUAUCACGACAAGAAAAGGAAGGAUCUUGAGUUUCAAGAAGGUGACCAUGUUUUUCUAAGAGUCAGUUUUGUGACCGGUGUUGGUUGUGCUCUAAAAUAUAAGAAGCUUACUCCUCGCUUUAUUGGACCAUGUCAGAUUACUCAGAGGAUUAUAAUUGUUGCCUACCGUGUGGCUCUACCCCCAAGUCUCUCGAACCUGCAUGACUUUUUCCAUGUGUCGCAGCUCCGAAAGUAUGUGCUUGAUUUAUCUCACGUAAUCCAGAUGGAUGAUGUGCAAGUUCAGGAUAAUCUAACUGUUGAGACAUCGCUUGUUCAGAUUGAGGAUAGGGAAGUGAAACAUCUACAGGGCAAAGAGAUUAUUCUUGUGAAGUUUUUUUUUGGGGGGGGGGAGCUAUUGGAGGUAGUAUUGUUGGUGUAA
This is a messenger RNA of Lathyrus oleraceus (garden pea), 462 nucleotides long. RefSeq lists its product as uncharacterized. The record is from RefSeq and is a predicted model, not a curated record. The transcript has a single exon. NCBI's taxonomy places the organism in Eukaryota, Viridiplantae, Streptophyta, Magnoliopsida, Fabales, Fabaceae. Bases 1 to 462 code for a protein of 153 amino acids.